Phoenix dactylifera (date palm) is the source of this 1310-nucleotide messenger RNA. The record is from RefSeq and is a predicted model, not a curated record. NCBI's taxonomy places the organism in Eukaryota, Viridiplantae, Streptophyta, Magnoliopsida, Arecales, Arecaceae.
CUGGGAUAUAUGCUCUAUUGCAUUUUAUUUGCGAUUCUUGUUUUGGUUUGACUAUGAAUGUUAGUUAUUAAUUAUUAAAUGGUUGAUAUUUGUAGUUUCUUUUGAUAUUUAUAGCUAUAUGAUAGUUUCUUUUUGUAGGUUCUUUUUUUGGACAGGUUAGCGUUGUAGUCAUGAAUAGAAUUUAUGUUCUUGUUUCAUGAGGGAUUUAAUUUUAUGUAUGUUCUGAUUGUAAUUUCUGGUUAUCUCUUUGUGUUAUAUUUAUUCUAUAAUUAGAGCUUCCUACUGCCACUAACCAUGUGUUCUAUUCUUAGCAGUGCAAUUCAUGUUCUAGCAUAUCCAAUAAUAAUUACUAUUUUCUUGGAGUUUGAAAUUAGUUGUGUGACUUGUGUCCUGUGUGUUGUAGCAACUGUCUUAGGGUAGCUUCCUGGGACUACCAUUUACAGAAGCAUUGAACAAUAUCCUAAAGCAUUUAUACAUGAAGGAAUUGUCAUUGUUUGAAUUGAUGCACCAAUCUAUUUUGCAAAUGUUAGUUACAUCAGGGACAGGCUACAAGAAUAUCAAAACACAGUAUGGAUUAGAAGCCGAAAAGGUUUAUUUCGUGAUCAUCAAAGUAUGGAUUGCAGCUGUUCCUUAUAUUGACUGUAGUGCUGUUCAAGCUCUCAAGGACCUGCAUCAGGAGUACAAAUCACAAGAAAUCCAGAUUGCAAUAUCCAAUCCAAACUGAAAAAGUUCUGCUCUCAAGAUCAGGUCUUGUUGAAAUGAUUGGCAAGAUCUGGUAUUGUGUGAGCGUGCAUGAGGGGGGAAUUGGACUGCCUGUGGAAAACAAAAAGAUGGAGAUGGCUCCCCUCUUGGUCAAGAGCCUUCGCUGCCCGAAAGUGAAAAGGUGGUCUGAGUGUUCUCUCCACUGGCUCAUUGUCUGCUGCUUCGGCCGGUGCUAUCCCAUGUACAUGAACGGUACGAAGAAUUAUUUUUGGCCUACCCUCUUGGUCUUGGAUGACUCCCCUCUUGGUCAAAUGAAUUAUUGAGUGGUUUGUUGUUUGUGUUUGUCCUUCUACCUAGACGAGUGGAAGUCAAGUCUUAUGGCAACUAUAUUUGUUGUUUGUGUACUUGCUUUGUACAUUGAGAUUUCAUGUUAUGCCCAACAAUAUCUAAUAAACAGGUCAAACAAGUUAGGGUUGGAUUGAAUAAAUGGGUUACAUGUAUAUUACACAGAUUAAAUGGAUCGGGUUGGGUUAUUCGUUUGUUAAACAGCAUGUUUAGGUUUCAAAAUCUAAUCCAUUUAAUAAAAAGAUUGGGUUUAUGUUUGUAUU